CGCACCUCGUGUUUUCAUCUGCGAAUAUGGCGCCGUAUAGGUAAAAAUCAUGUAGCGCCAGCAGUGUGGUCUGAAUGCAUAGCUCACGCUUAAAAUAUGAGUUCUUCCGAAUCUUCAUUUCCGAUAGACAGACGACUUAUCGAAUACGUUGUAAUAUGCGGCCUAGAUCUCGCAUCUGGACUAGAACCGGACGUACUAUCAGGUGACACUCUCCAACUGACCCCACUAGACCGACCGUACAAGGGAAAGUGUUUAGCACAUUACCCUGAGAAUGUUCCAUGGAAUCCUUUCGAUGGUAGUGCGGUUGGCAUGCUGUGCCUACCACACGGCCUGUCCUUCCGCACCCAGAAACACACCCGGGAUCCCUACUUCCAUUCCUUCAUCAUCACCAGGGAAGAUGGUUCUCGAACUUACGGCCAGGCUCUCACCUUCUACGAGGAGAUCACGGACAUGCAGAUCUGCACUGCCAUGACAACGUUGCAGGCCAUGCAUCUGACUGAGCUGAGCGGUAACAAGCCUCAAGUCCAGCGCACGACGGCCAUCAGACAGGAGGCACCGACGUCACGGUCUCUCCCUCGCUCUUUCCGUCUGCUGAGCACUGCGCACCCUCAGGAUUCCACUGCCGGCUCUCUCUACGACGUCACCAAGGAUUCUCUCUACGUGACGAAAGCGCUGUGCCUGAUCACGUCACUUCCCUUGGUGGGAGCGAGCAAAAUCAUCCUGCAUAAACUCCUCGACAUGGUUCGGGGUUCGCCUCCUCUGCCCUUCGAAAGUUACAUCUACAACUUGCUGUACGAACAUCCAUUGCCUCCCCCGGGGCGUUCUCUACGUCUCUGCUAUCUCUAUCAAGACUACGUCUGCCAACGGCCGGGGACCGGAGAGCUCCCGUUUUUCGACUACUCCUUCCGGGAACUUUUCCUCACCCUAGGACUGGAGAACUUUCUCCUCCUCUUUACGAGCGUCCUCUUUGAGAACCAGAUCCUGCUCUGCUCGGAAGACUACCAGAAGUUGAUGUUGGUAGCUGAGUGUGUGACGUGCCUGUUAUUCCCGUUCUCGUGGCAACACGUUUAUGUGCCCAUCCUGCCACAUUCUCUGCAUCAUUUCCUGGAUGCGCCCGUGCCUUUCAUUAUGGGUCUCAGACAGGCGAGGGAAGAGACGUUAGACAUCAUCUAUCCAGGAGAGGCCAACCUGUGUCUGGUGGACAUCGACGGCCGAGCCGUCCAAGUCCCCGAGGACCUGCCAACGUUCCCAAAUGGCCAGGCACUCAUCUCGGAGUUGCGCGACCAACUGGGACGCUUCGGCACGCUGCUGCCUGCUGCGCUGGACCGCAAUCGGAACCCAGAGAGCCGUCGCAAGCUGUCGUGGACCCUCGACUCCGGGGACUCUGGGCUGAGUAGUACGGGCAGCAGUGCUCGUAGCUCAUACAGCAGCCUGGGAGUGCCCACGGGGCAGCUAUUGCAACAGAGUCAAGCGCUACAACGCAUCACAGCUGUUGCCAAGCGUGCAGGCGUAAUGAAGUCAAUAGAGGACAUGCGUAAGCAGGAUCGAUUUUUGGACAGCGGGAACAUGAGAGCCAAGAAGACGUCUGAUGGAUGCUUAGAGGAGCUCAAACUCAACAACCUGGUGCGAGAGAUCUUCCUCAAUCGUUUCCUCCACUUGUUUCGCACCUACGACCGCUUUGUUAUCCAACCCAACCAGAAAGACAUGGAGCAGUGGCUAGCGUCCCGUGACACAGUGCACAACUUCGAUAAGACGACAUUCCUCUCGGACCAGCCCGAGCCGCAUCUGCCGUUUCUGUCGCGUUUCAUUGAGACGCAGAUGUUUGCAUCUUUUAUCGACAACAAGAUUUUAUCACACUGGGAGGACCCUGACCCCCACCUGAAGAUCUUUGACAAUCGAAUUAAACUCGUUCGAAAUGACUCUACAGAAGCGUAUGUGAAAUGCACAGUUUUCAAGGAAACAGAUGUAGCAAUUGAAAAGCGAAUGAGCACUCCUGAUCUCACCUGUAGCAUUCCGAAAAUCAUUGAUCCUGCCGUGGAUCUUCCAAGUCUAAGAAACCACAGGGCAGGAGUCUUUCCUACUCUAGAUGCUGCAAUCCUUAACAGAGAGCCAGCAAGAUUAAAAGUUAAGAAAAAGUCGAGCACUCAGUUCAGGCGGAAAGAUCGCUCGAUGCAGCACGCGGAGCACCUCAAGCUGAGCUCUGAGCAGAGAGGGUCUGUGUGUCCAGAUGAGAAUGCCAGGCAUGCUCUGUAUUUGUGGCAUAAAUACAUGCACGAAGCUCGUACAAAGCACAUGAAGCAGCCAAAGUUCAGCAACAACGCAUCCCCUGCCAUGAUUGCGCAUACCAAUUGGAAGUUUGUGGCAGCACUUCUGACAGAGUGCAAGACACGAACAAAACGCAUGCUGGUGGAGAAGAUGGGAAUGGAGGCUGUGGAGCUGGGUCACGCAGACGCCACCAUCACGGGGCUAGAGGAGAACACACUAUUAGCGUCAUUCUGCGACCUUCUUGAACGUAUCUGGUCUCACGGUCUGCAAGCCAAGCAGAGCAAAUCUGCACUGUGGUCCCACCUGCUCAAUUACCUCGAAGUGGAAGAAUGCAAGGCCAGCGGGAAACCCAUUGACCGUAAUUUCCUCACUCCUGUCCAUCCCCAGUGUGCCAAGGGAUUUGGACUUCCCCAAUUUAUCUUGUCCCUAAAAUCAGGUGCCAUUAGUGCCAUUGCCGCGCAUCUCUCGAACCUCGACAUCUCGAACUUUGUCCCCGAAAACGAGUUGCCCACUAGCCGAGGCAGAGAAGCCAAGGAACGGAGCCGGUCCAAGACCCCCGACCUUCCGGGAAUCAAACCGCUUCUUGUUUCUCUGCUGAAUGACAUUAAAACUGUGCAGUCCAUGACGGAAAUAAAAACCGACAUUGGCUACGCUCGCGCUUGGGUUCGGCUGGCUCUGGAGAAGAAAUUGCUGUCAAAGCACCUUAAGAAACUUCUGUCUAGUCAAGAAUUGCUCAGGAGUUCCUACAGACGGUACGCAUUCCUUCGGUGUGAUGAUGAGAAAGAGCAGUUCCUCUACUACUUACUCACCCUCAAUGCUGUAGACUACAACUGCUUCACCAACACCUACACUCAAACAGAGAUGCCGUAUCGAGUGGUGAUAUUCCCGAGCCGGAAAUUGAGUGCUUCAACGACCUCUGCCAAUGCCUGGGUCAGCAUUUCGGGGACUAUGGGCUCGACGGGGGUUAUCCCGCUUUCCAAACAGAUGGUAGAGUUUGUGUUUCACCACAAAAAUCUUGGUCUGCUCACAACCCUGAGAAUCGGGCACGACAACACUGGAAUCUCGCCCAAGUGGAUGAUCGAGCAUUGCCUCGUGAGGAAUGAAGUGACUGGAUACACGUACAAAUUUCCUUGUGGCCGAUGGUUAGGCAAAGGCAUCGAUGACGGCAGUACAGAGAGGCUUCUCGUGGCGGAGCUUGUGCCUCCCACAGUAGACACAGAAGAGCUCAUGGAAACGUGUAGAACACCACCACGGUGUAGGUCGCCAAGCGUGCCACGUAGACCCAGCGAACCUCGGCUUACAAUACCAGAGAUCCAACAGCUUCUUGGGGAUGCAGUCAACAAUAUUGUCAAGUACUACUACAAGCCCGAACGAGAGCGGGGAAACUUGACAAUCCUCUUGUGCGGUGAGCUUGGCCUAGUCUAUUGCCUGGAGCAGGUGUUCCUGUAUGGCUUCAAGGACACCAGGUUCUUCAGGCAUGUCUACCUCUGGGACUUUUUUGUGAAAGUGAAGGAAUACUUUGAGGAGCAAACACGAGACGACGAUGUGUGGCAGACUUACAUACGUCUGGUGAACAAGGUGGACCGUGCACCCCACACGGUGGGCAAAGACGGAAAGUUUCAGCUCUUCAUAUGCCUUGCUGCAAGGGACCACUUUUUGCACCAAAUGCUCCAAGACAUUGCUGUAACACCAAUCACCGUGACCAUGUUCGAGGAGGGAUCGUUCCUGCGUGACCCCGCCCUGGUCACUUUCCUCGUUCAGAUCCUCGAGUCGCUCUCAGAGUUUUGCAUAGUUUUAGAAAGUUCCCUAAUGCGUGGCUUAGACAAAUAGUUUGUUCACUCUGCCUGCUCAAAGUAUCAUCAUCGGGACAUUGAUCUGACAUUGUAAAUGGAGUCAGGACAGUCAUCAGGACAGUCAUCAAGACAUUGAUCUGACAUUUGUAAAUGGAGUCCUUUUAAGUUUCCAAAGUUCUGUGGAAAGUAGCCCCAUCUUAUAACGGUACGUCCUUUUGUACAGCAUCAUUUUAACUACUCGAGAGCGUACCAUAAUUUCGGCUGCUUUUAGGCUAUUAAGUGAAAAACUAUAUAUUUGCUGUAAUAGCGUGAAAGGGUAUCUGUAAAAAAAGUUGCUAUAUUUUAGGUUGUACAGGAUUAUAAUCACAUGACUGAACAUUUUGGACUGCCGCUCUGUUAUGCCGCUAACAUGUUCAACUGUAGUAAAUGAAUGUCAACUAGAAAACUGGCUACCUGAAUAGAGGUAGUGUGAAGUGGAGCCCAUCUCUUCACCCCUCUUGGAAGCUUGAUGCCACAGAAUGCCAUCCUCAUUUCAAAGAACAUGGAACGACAAGCCUACACAUGUGUGUACUUUCAUUUCUUUUGCAUGUCUUUCCUAAGGGAAUACUAUGUCUUUCCUAAAGAAAUAUGCUCCACAGUAUCAUUUUGUUGAGUGGCCUCACUGUGCCAAAGUGGUCAUAAGACCAAACGAGACAGUGUGAGUUACGGAUGCCAUUCGUGAGACAUUGCGUAGACUUAAAUUGCUGCAACAGUGCUAGACAGUGCAAAACUGCACGCCUCCACCCAGUGGUGUUGCAGUGAAGCACCAGUUGUUGGAACAGGAGUCAUGUAAUGUGGGUUUCGACGUGGAAUAAGGUGACCAUCUGCGGCAUAUGUUACGGGUGGUUUGUUGGUCAAAAACACUGAAUGUCUACUGGGUAUGCUUUGUUUGUGCAACUGCUUUUAGUUUCAUGAACGAUUCAUUUUUACCUGCUUUAGGCCUUCUAGGGUAAUUUCUUUUGUGUGUGUGCUAUAUGGCAGUUUGCUAACAUUGGACAAAACAUAACUUUUCUGCAUUGUUAAGUUACUUUUGUAACAGGGUGUCUUACAGGUCUGUACAGGUGUCUUACAGGUUUGUCUGUACAAAGUGUUUUUUUUUUUAGACUUUUUAUAAAAAAAAAGCUAGCAGUAUAUGCCAUUGCCAUGCAUGUACUGCUUUUCUAGCAGUAUGUACCACCUUGUUAUUAGCGCAUGGACUUAUUUUCAGCUCUUUUUCUUUUAUUGUUCCGUAAUUGAAUGGCUCACUGCAAUAAUGAUGUAAGGGAAAAUUUGCACUUUUUUUUUUUUGCAAAAUUUGCAAAAUUUUUUUUGAGCAAUGAGGAAAAGAAGUGCAUUCCACCAUAUUUUUGGAGGCUAAAUAUUUAGGAUGGGUAUUAUCGUGAAAAGAUGAUUCAAGCUACACUUUGUCCAUCUUUUCAGACUCAUUUCGACUAUUGAUAGUGUACACUAAAAAAAUUCCUGGUUUCCUAAUGAAAUAUAUUUCAUAACUGUAAGCGCAUCGUUAUCUUUUUUUACCAGUAUUAAUGGACGUGGUGAUGGGUUGGUUGGCAUCUCCUCCAGCCUAACCUUACAAGUAAUGGGAUUUGGUUUAGCCCCGAUGGUACUGUUGUGUUUGUGAACGUUCUUUUUUUUUUAAAUCUUUUUGAUUGUCUGAAUACUCAGGAAAGGACUCCGAUGAGGAGCUGCUCUGUGAGCUCUCAAAACCAAUAAAAUACAGUGCUGUAGGGGCCCUCAAAGCACUCGCAGUCGUCUGCUAAGGUGUCAUCUGCUAAUAUCACGUCACCUGCUAUUGCGUAGGCGUCACCUGUGACCGCCAUCGGGCAUUACAGCUUUUCCGAAAAUUUUUCAUAGAUACGUAGAGUGAGUCUGUAUUUACCAUUUAAAACAUUUAUUUUGACAUUGAUGUAAGUUAGUUUACAUCAUUGCAGAGAGCCAUUCAAUUGUUUGACUUGUUGUCACACUGUAUUUUCACAUGACGUUGGGAAUGAUGAAAGAGUUUAAGCAUGCCCAAGAUGAAGAUUGUACUCUAGACACGGGGCUAUUGACCCAAGCUCCGCACUUUAUAGGUAUAAAAAGGCCCUUAUGAAAGAAUUUAUGAAUUUUAGGUCAUUCUCUCUGAGAGAAUGUCCACUUAGCACCCACGGCAUUCUGUAUAUUCUUUAUUCUUGUCACAUACUAUGCUUAUAUAUAUUUCUUUUACUUGCAGAAUCCUUAGCUUUUUAUUUUCUUUUAUUCUUUUUUUACUGAAAUGUCACAGACACAUGCAGAGUGCAUGUAAGCUUCCCUGCAGAAGGAAAACACUUUGAGUUUUACAACCACUCAUUAACGUUCAUGUCAUGCUUGGGGUCGGACGUGGGAUUCGAGGCUUUAUUUGUGUUCAUUACCGUGUGAUGAUCAAUGCUUGUGCAAUGCAAGUUCUCCGCAGUUGUUCUUCAGAUGUCCGUUUAGGGUGCAUGUUGUGGCAGCAAAUUUUCUUCCAUGGGGGUAGUAUUACCAUUAUUUUUCUAGCUGUUGAUAAUUUUUUGUUCAGAUAACAUGAACCCACACAGGAACCGCCCAAGAAUGGAUAAUUAUGAAGGUUUUCUCUCCGAGGCUUUUGUUUAAAAGAAAAAAAUCUUUUGGACAAGAUUUCCACUGUGUCACCCCCCAAACCUGUAUAUGACAGUACGACCUGUGUCCUACCACUGUCAACACUUCUGAGUCCCGAAAUCUGUGGUUGGGACGCGAUAGUGCACCCCAUGAAGUCGCCUUAUAAUUGAUCGUCUCACAUCAAUGGGUGGCCAUUAUCUUGUCCAGUAUUGCAUUCCCUUUCAUUUUUUUUUUUUUCGUCUAUUUUUUAGUUGCCCUAUGUGCUGGUUUAUACCAAAAAAAUGCUUGAGCAUUUUUGCAGAUAAUACUUUAAAAGAUAACGUUGAUAUAUUGGAUCAUUGAAAUGGUCAUUUGUGGCUGGAAAUUUUUUAAAUUGCUGUCUGUUGUUAAAACUGGGGCAGAAAGCAACGUUGACAGCAACAUGUUGAAAGCAACAUGAAACAACGUUGGGGCAACGUUGCCAAUGUUUCUUUUAACUCUAUAAAGGGACAUUAACUCUUACAGUUGGUCUACGACGGACCCAGUUUUCACACUGUGGUGCUCCAAUCGCUGAGUAUACCAUAAAAGCAGCUGAAGCUUUCCUCGCAAAAUUUGUAAUAAUGAUUAAUAGUUUGUGGCUUAUGCCGCAAAAUUGUCAUCCAGUUCUAUCGGAGUCAUUGUUAUAGGAGAAACUUUACUUGAAAGUUACGUUUUUCGGUUACCAAAGACUUAUCGACGUUUCUAAUGUACAUGACAAAUUACCAAUCCUGAUUUGCUGCUCUUGCCUGUGUAUCAUAGUUUCAUGUUGUACAUUCAUGUUGGAUGGUCAUGCGAUGUACAUAUUUUCAUUUACUUGUAAAGUCGCACGUGAGUACAAAGUUUUGAUUUUGACGUGCUAGUUGGUAAAUUAUUUUUAUCCCGCACAUUUACUCAUGCGGUGUGUAGGGUUAAGUUUCCCUUGCGGAUAACGAGCGAUUAUGUGAACACGGACUGUAAGCAACUGUGAAUAAAGUGAAUGUUCAUCGUAAGAUAUCAAUAA
This is a messenger RNA of Ornithodoros turicata, 7704 nucleotides long. RefSeq names its product DENN domain-containing protein 5B-like (gene pns). The transcript has 29 exons. Gene Ontology annotation, molecular function: guanyl-nucleotide exchange factor activity; small GTPase binding. The coding region runs from base 97 to 4095 and encodes 1332 amino acids. Lineage: Eukaryota; Metazoa; Arthropoda; Arachnida; Ixodida; Argasidae. The record is from RefSeq and is a predicted model, not a curated record.